UCACUUCUGUCAAAUUAGUCUUUGUUUUUAUCAGCUGUUGAGUUCAGUGGCCACUGUCCAGUGUGGAAUAUUCUGUCAAUGAACUUGUGAACCUCAAUAAAAAUGAGAAAACUGUUUCCUGUAGUGUCGCGUAAACUUUCCCAUGUGUGUAGUUUGAAGCCUUAUAAAGAGACAAAAUGGUUAAUGCCAAAUGGCAAUCCAAUCGGUGCGUAUAUAUAUAAUUGUGUGGCAAAUGAAAAAGUUCCGAUAAUACUAAAUGACCCUCACAUUGCCACUUGGUACUCCUGCGGGCCGACAGUCUACGACUCUGCUCAUAUAGGCCAUGCGAGCUGCUACGUUAAGUUAGACAUUAUUCAACGAAUUCUGAAGUCAUUUCUCAACGUUAAACUCGUGACGGCGAUGGGAAUCACCGAUAUUGAUGAUAAAAUAAUUAAAAAGAGCAUCGAAACUAAGACACCCUUUCAAAACGUAGCUAAACAAUACGAGCAUGAGUUCUGGCUGGAUAUGUCGUCUUUAAACAUUGAAAAACCAAUGAUAAUAACAAGAGUAUCUGAUCACAUUACUACAAUAGAAAGUUUUGUGAAGAAGCUCAUAGACAAUGAGAAGGCUUAUGUUACAUUAGAUGGUUCUGUUUACUUUGACACAACAAAAUACCCUUCUUAUGGAAAACUUCAAAAAGCUCAGAGUGAAGGGGAAGCAGCUAAUGAAGAAAAAAGGAAUAAAAUGGACUUUGCUCUAUGGAAGGCACACAAGCCUGGGGAGCCAACGUGGGAGAUGUCCUGGGGCCAGGGCAGGCCGGGCUGGCAUGUGGAGUGCUCAGCCAUGAUCAGCAAAGUAUUUGGCUCUCAAUUGGACUUCCAUGCAGGAGGUAUAGACCUGCAGUUCCCACAUCAUGAAAAUGAAGAGGCCCAGUCAUGUGCCUUCCACAACAUUAGGCAAUGGGCCAACUACUGGGUCCAUGUUGGUCACCUACAUGUGAAAGGUGACACCAAAAUGUCUAAAUCACUCAAAAAUACCAUCUCCAUACCUGAGCUGCUAAAACAACACAGUUCUGAUGUCUUCAGGAUGGCAUGUCUUACAUCAAAUUACCGGAAUCCUAUGGAAUACAGUCCAGCUGUGAUGAAAACAGCUGAGGAGUUCCUCAACAAAUUCAAAUUCUUCCUUAAAGAUGCAUUUAUUUACGUCAACAAUAAUGCUACAAGCAGUGGCGAUUAUAAAGAUAAAAUACUGAAUGAUUUACAGAAGACUGAGGAGGCCAACUUAGAGGCUCUCAGGAAUGACUUCAAUACAGCAAUUUGUAUCAAUAAUCUUCUCACAUUGAUAGGUAAUGCAAAUAAAGUUAUGAAAUCAGAAACAAAUGACUACUAUCCAGUCCCUAUAGUUUUAAUAGCAGACUAUGUAACCAGCAUGUUGACAACAUUUGGUUUGAAGUUACAAGACUCUGAGCAAGAUAGCAUCUUAUCAAACUCUCUUAUUGACACAUUGGUUGAGUUUAGGCACACAGUGAGAUUGAAUGCUUUGUCUAGGAAAGACAAGGAGGUGCUACAAGCUUGUGACAUUGUUAGGGAUAAAAUGAAAUCUAUGAAAGUUCAGAUUAAUGAUAGUAAAAAGAUUUCAUCUUGGGUAUCUAUAAAAUAAUAUUUUAGUGUAAGAAAAUAUAGUAAUGUUACUGUUUUAUAUCUUUUUUUAAGAAGUUUAUGAUAUUUGAGAGUAGAAUGAUUCCAUAUUAUUUUUGUUUUUUAAAACAAAUACUACCCACAUAUGACCUCAUUUGACAAAGUACUUAAAACAGUAUUUUCCAUUGCACUCAUUUCAUUACUUAUACAAAAGAGAUUACUGGUUUUUUCCUUCAGUAUUUAUACUUACCUCAACCAUAAACCAUUCUGAUAAAACAAAUAAAUUUAUAAUGGCUGUAAUCUAAUCAAUGACUGUUUUGAUGUUCUUGUAAUUGUGUAGUGUAAAUAAAUAAUAUAUCAAUGUUA
This is a messenger RNA of Trichoplusia ni (cabbage looper), 1982 nucleotides long. RefSeq names its product probable cysteine--tRNA ligase, mitochondrial (gene CysRS-m). Bases 103 to 1638 code for a protein of 511 amino acids. The record is from RefSeq and is a predicted model, not a curated record. NCBI's taxonomy places the organism in Eukaryota, Metazoa, Arthropoda, Insecta, Lepidoptera, Noctuidae. Gene Ontology annotation, biological process: cysteinyl-tRNA aminoacylation. Gene Ontology annotation, cellular component: cytoplasm. Gene Ontology annotation, molecular function: cysteine-tRNA ligase activity; ATP binding. The transcript has a single exon.